Molecule: messenger RNA, 405 nt
Organism: Vombatus ursinus (common wombat)
Lineage: Eukaryota; Metazoa; Chordata; Mammalia; Diprotodontia; Vombatidae
Gene: RBP2
Product: retinol binding protein 2
Exons: 4
Coding region: 1-405 (134 amino acids)
Biological process (GO): fatty acid transport
Cellular component (GO): cytosol; nucleus
Molecular function (GO): fatty acid binding
Source: RefSeq, a predicted model, not a curated record
AUGCCUACUGACUUUACUGGAACCUGGGAAAUGGAGAGCAAUGACAACUUCGAAGGCUACAUGAAGGCAUUAGAUAUUGAUUUUGCCACCCGCAAGAUUGCCAAGCACCUAAUUCAGACAAAGACAAUCAUUCAAGAUGGUGAUAACUUCAAGGGAAAAACAACUAGCUCAUUCCAGAACUAUGAAGUGGAUUUCAUUGUUGGAGUUGAAUUUGAUGAGUACACUAAAGGACUGGAUGAUAGACAUGUUAAGAGUCUGGUGACCUGGGAUGGGGAUAAACUCGUGUGUGUGCAGAAGGGAGAGAAGAAGAACCGAGGGUGGAAGCAUUGGAUUGAAGGAGGAAAACUGCACUUGGAGCUGACUUGCGAAGACCAAGUGUGUCAUCAAGUAUUUAAAAAGAAGUAA